Penicillium mononematosum is the source of this 768-nucleotide messenger RNA. RefSeq lists its product as uncharacterized. The record is from RefSeq and is a predicted model, not a curated record. Bases 1 to 768 code for a protein of 255 amino acids. The transcript has a single exon. Lineage: Eukaryota; Fungi; Ascomycota; Eurotiomycetes; Eurotiales; Aspergillaceae.
AUGCGGACUGCCCGGUGGAUUUGGAUUGCCGCCACAUUCCUCACCUCGACCGUCCACUCAACAGAGACAGCACCCUUCACUCCAGCAGAAGAAGCCACGGCCAACAAACGAGCCUUCCAAGUCCUCCGCAUCCUCCGACGAGCCGAAGAUAACUGCCCGGCUGGCUUCACCCCCUGCAGCGAACUAGGCAACGCCAAUGCAUGCUGUAAGCACGGAACGAACUGCUCGCGCGACGAUGCCAACAACAUCGCCUGCUGCGCGAGCGGCGCAAGCUGCACCGGCAGCCUAACAGGAACGAAGACGACGGGCACAGGCACUAUGUUCAUGUUCCCCAGCGGCGCAACCGCAACCACCACCGAGAGUGGGGCGGCGGCCAUUACUGGGUCGAGACUGGACGGCGCAUACCCAUUCGUCGUUGUCCCGACCACUUUUAGAAAUGCUGAGACUUGCUCAUCUUACUACUCGGUUUGUCAGUCUGAGUACGCACAGUGCACUGGCGCGCUGAUGGGCCGCUACGGCGUCACGAUUGGCGGUGCCGGGGAGGGCAAGACGGUCCAGGCUGUUACGGCGGCGUCGCAGGCGACGUCCAUUUGCUCGAGCUUGAGCGUGGAGGCUUGCCAUGGUAUUAACUUGGGGUAUUGUAGCUCUGUUGCGACACAGACUGGUGAUGCGGACGCGAAUGGGAAUAACGCCUCUCCUGUACGGAUGUCGAGUCUCCAUGAUCUGGCAUUCGGGCUAGCGGUUGGGGUUGCGGGGAUGUUUAUAUGA